Messenger RNA from Pungitius pungitius (ninespine stickleback), 6014 nucleotides. It is a transcript of the gene nckap5l, whose product is annotated as NCK-associated protein 5-like. Gene Ontology annotation, biological process: microtubule depolymerization; microtubule bundle formation. The transcript is spliced from 12 exons. The record is from RefSeq and is a predicted model, not a curated record. Lineage: Eukaryota; Metazoa; Chordata; Actinopteri; Perciformes; Gasterosteidae. The coding region runs from base 829 to 5079 and encodes 1416 amino acids. Gene Ontology annotation, cellular component: microtubule plus-end.
ACUGACGGACCACGCUGUGAAUGGAUCGGGACCAGUCUACAUCCGGGACAUGGUGAAACCCUGCAUCCCAACCCACGCACUCCGAUCUGCAUCUGGCAAGCUGCUUGUUCCUCCCUCACUGAGAGAAAAGCACUCGACGAGAUGGCGACUCUUUGCUGUCCUGCUCCCAGAUGGUGGAAUGAGCUCUCUGAUGACAUCAGGACCGCAGAGAGCCUCUCCAUCUUCCGUCGAAAACUCAAGACACACCUUUUUAGACUCUACCUUGACCAAAACACUAGCAAACCGUAGCACUAACAAAUGGUAGCACUUAAAUUGUACUUAUAAUGCCACUUAUCUUUAACAUGUUUUGGGCGGUGAUUUAUUCAGUCAUGUUUAGUCAUAUUUUGUUUUUUUUACUUGUCAAUAUGGUUUGGUACAUGCCGAGUUAAUCAAUACACAUUCUAAAGUGCAACGUCCAUAUGUGAAUAAGAGUUGUAUACGUUUAUCAUAGUCAAUAUGGUAUGGAAAUAUCCCUUAUGUAGUUGGUCAAUAGGAACUAUAGUAGGCAGAAAUAACAGCUAAGGUAAUUACAGGUGGAUAUUUCUGGGAAUUAACCUUGAUUGAGACUGCAUCUAUGAUAUCUAAGAUAUACAGGACAAGAAAAAUGCACUGGAUGUGUAUAUGUGUUGAAUCAAUUAUACAGACGCAAACUGGAGAACGAGACAAGUGUUGCUGUGAUACUUAUUGUGGUCAUCGUGCCCGAGACCCGUAACAAUUACUCCGCAGGUCUUUUGCAGCGGGGCAACAGCCCGGCGUCGGUGGAUUCCGUUCGCGAGGCCGCAGAUUCAGAUGAGAACGAUGUCUGAUGAGACAGAACAGAGGAUGUGUGAUGAAGACUUUGGUUCAGACGAGGAAGGUGAGGAGGGAGAUGUGGAGUCCUUUCUGGAGGACAACAGCAGCGAACUGGUGGACCGACUCCGGGAGCUGGAGGCUGAAAACUCUGCUCUGGUGUUGGCGAAUGAGAGUCAAAGAGAAGCUUACGAGAGGUGCUUGGACGAGGUGGCCAACCACGUGGUCCAAGCGCUGCUCAAUCAAAAGGAUCUGAGGGAGGAGUGCAUCAAGCUGAAGAUGUUGGUGUUCGACCUGGAGAGACAAAACCGAUCGCUUUGUGAGCUCUUUCAGCACAAACUGCCCAACCACCCAACCGCUCACUACCAGGUCCAGGCUGGUCCUCUCCCAGACUACAAUGCACAGCUGCACAAUGACGCGGCCAAACAGGUGGAGCCUGCACAGACUGAAGCACAAGCCAAGGGAAAUGGUUACCGCACACAACAUGCCUCCCCCGGGCCGCGGGGCUCCGCCGCCUCCAUGGAGGCCCUGUCUCCCUUCUUCAAGAAGAAAGCACACAUCCUGGAGGUACUUCGCAAGAUGGAGGAGACAGACCCCCUGAAGUUCCACCCGUCCACCGCGAGCCUGUCCUUCUGCGACUACAGCCAGGUGCUCAUGUCCACCGAGGCGGUUUUGGCCACCGCCGACCCCCUUCCGCUGCCCUGCAAGUCCCACCACUCGCACUGCAACUACUCGUGCUCCGACGCCGACUCGCAGCAGCGCGUCAACGGCGACGGGGCAGCCAAGUGUGACGGAGGGAACUCCUGCUGUUUGCACUGCAAGAGGAGCCCGGACAGUCCCCCAAAGCCAUGCAGCCAUGUCUGCACUCCUCCCAAAGCCAAGCCGGCCGCCCAGAGCCACGUAGCCCCCGAAUGUCACAGUAGGAGCCGAGCGGCGGAGUCCAUUCCCCCGUCGAAACACUGCAACAAGAAUGAAGCCCACCGGCCGCCAGCGGGCGCCGCCGCCGCCGCGCAGUCCUCCGUCACAGAGGCGGGCGAUCGGGGUCUGGAGGGGACGGGGACGGAGCGAGAGACGCAGCGCUCCGAGAGUUGUCCAAGCGCCGAAGAGCUCGCGGGUUUCUGUCCCGCCUCCCAGCUGCCCGCUUCCGCGCCAGACAGCGCGCAGACCUCCCACUGUGACACGGAGACCGACGGCGACGGCGUCAAGCCCGCGGCGCCGAGCGAGCCCUCCCCCGUCCCCGAGAGGGAGCGCACAGAUCAGGAGGCCUCCUCCGCCAGAGCCAGUGCCUCCGUCAGCCCCAGCACGUCGUGCCUGACCGACGUCAAGACCGCCGCCAUCAACUCGCCGUCCAAACUGCUCAAGUUCCUGAAGAUCCCCACGAUCGGGGAGAAGUCUCAGCCUGCGGCCUCCGCCGUCCGCCUGAGCCCCCAACUCACUCGCAGCUCCAGGAUCCCCUGUCGCACCAACAACUACGAGGUGUACCACUCGCCGGUUCCCCCGCGCAGAGCCACCACCACCGAGCGCUGCAGGCAGCCCCCUCCGCCGCCCUCCAGGUCCGAGUCUUACCCCGCCACGCACUCGGCGCCAACCUCGCCUCCUCAGCCCGAGGACGUCUCCGUCUCGCCCGCCCAGGAUCUGGGCUGCAGCCUGUCGGCACCUGAAGCCGCUGCAAACAUGGGGGCUCCUACGGCGGCCUCCUCCUCCUCUUCCUCCUCCUCUUCACCCAAAGUAUCUCAGAGGGUCCCUCAUUAUGAAAAUGUCUGCAUGAUGUCUACCAACUCCAGAGAGGAGCAACCAACCCAGGGCCUUGAAAAAAGAACCACACUUCCAUCCCAAAUAAAGGCCAACGGGGGUGAGAGGAAGCUCGUUAAAUCGCUGCCCGAAAGCGUCCUCAACCCUCCCCCUCAAAGGAAGCAGUCGCCCUCGUCCUCGUCGGAAUCCACAUCGGAUGAGGAAGAGGAUUCAGACAGCCCGGUGUGGGUCAACCACCACAGCCUCCCCAACGCAGCCGCCGUCGACAAGGUGGCGCCGGUCCGAGCCAGCUUCUCUCAAACCAGAGAGCGACAGGAGGCAGACGCCAGGGAGAUCCCUCUGCAGAGCUGCGAGGCCGCCCAGCAGCCGCCCCCGCCUCCCGCCAGGAGGAGCGGCGACUCCUCCAUCCCCAAGAGGCCCGCGGCCGCGGCCACGAGGCCCCCGGCGGACUCCAGCCACCACGCCUUCAAAGACCGGCUGGCUGCGCUCGGGAAGUUGAGGAGCUCCGAGGAUCUCCAGGUCGGCCUCCGGCCGGUCGAGGCGGUGGGCGAGGGCCCGUUUGUAGAAGAAAGGAGGAAGGAGCCCACGGAGCUGCCAAAAGAGGAGCAGAGACAUUCAAAAUACACAGACCCCGGGGACGGUAAACCUAGACUUAGCGGCGGUGGUUUGAAGUACCCCGCUUCAUCGCAGCUGUACGAACACGCCGUUAAAUCCUCCGCGUCAGUGGCGGUCAAACAGGAGCCGUGCGUGGCCAAGACGGAAGGCUCCAAGAGUAAAAUCGCUCUGCCGCCCCCCAGCGCGGACGCUCCGCAGGUACUACGCAACAACAUCAAGUGUCCCGCCUCCUUAAAUCUGGCCCAUAACCUUAAACCGGGCGCCGGUCCUCACGGUAGCAACAGCCCCAACAAAAUCCCCCCAAAGUCGCCGUCCAAGCCUUGCCAGGGCGCGUCCAUCCACAGGGGGGCGAAGCCCGCCGAGGCCCCGCGCUACUCCUCCAAAUCGGAGGAGAGGACCAAGAUCAGCGGCAAAGGCAAAAAGAAUCCGAUGUACGGGGACAGCCUGCCGCCGCCCCCGCCGAGGCCUCCCGUGUGCGAGGGGGAGGAGAAGCCGCCGCCGCCGGUCCCCAGCCCGCAGUCCGCCAUCGAGCAGAAGGUGAUGAAGGGCAUCGAGGAGAACAUGCUGAAGCUCCAGGAGCAAGACCGAGGAGCGCAGGUCAGCGAGGUCAAGCAGAAGGCCUCCAACGGCAUCGCCAGCUGGUUCGGCCUGAAGAAGAGCAAGCUGCCGGCGCUGAGCCGCAAGGCGGACGCCGCGCCCAAGGCCAAGGACGAGAAGAAGGAGUGGAAGAUCAACAUCCCCUCGGUGAGCAGGGACUCCGCGAAAAUGGCCGGCAAGUGCAAAGAGGGGGUGGAGGGCCUGAACAUCUCGUCCCUGAUGGAGAAGGCGGAGGGGCUGCGGAGGGCGCUGGAGGAGGAGAGGGCCUACGUGGAGAGGUCGGGGAGGGGUCACUCCUGUGAGGUGGUGAUGGACCCAGCUCAGGGACAGCUGGCUGUGAUGUACCGGGGGGGACGCUCCGACAACUUCAUGCAGCAGCUGUUGAACAGAGUGGACGGGAAAGACAUGAUCAGCGUACCCCAACGUCGGCUCUCGUUCGAUUGCAAGACCUCCAAGCCAGUGUUUUGUCAGCAGGGCGACGUCAUCUCUCACACCACCAGUCGCGACGAUAUGGAGAAGGGGUCCGAAAGAAUCGGCAAAAUAACAUCAGAUGAAAAUCUUGCAGAUUCAGUUCACGCUCAACACUUUGCAGGUUCUGGAGCGUCCACGUACACUCUGGACAGCGGCAUCGGUACGUUCCCCCUGCCCGACUGCAGCAGCGGCGCCGCGGGGCGGAGCCUGUCCAAGACGCGGGCGGGGGCCGAGCGCCACUCUUCUGGCUCCCCGGGGAGGGCCGGCCGCCGGGCCCGCACCCUGGACAGGGAGCCCACGUCUCAGGACGAGUGCUACGCGCCUCACAAACAGCUGAUUCCGACCAUCCAGUACGGCUCCGUGCUGGAGGGGAGGAGCUCCGCCGGCGUCAUCCGUGAAGACCAAGAGGCCCACGGAGCGAACAUGUUUUCCCCUCGCUCGAAGACCUGGACCUUCCCCAACCUGAAGACCGCAGCAGGACCAGCAGAGGUUUACCUGGCAGUGGAGGAGGAGGAGGAAGAGGAGCCGGUGUCCUUUGGAUCUCCAUUCAGAGGGAGCAUGAAGGUGGGCGGUCCCUCCCCCAGGCCGCCGGGCGACCCGGGCAGCCUGCCCGUCCCGGCCCAGUCGGGGAUGAUCCGCAGGGGGAAGACCCGGACCCCCAGCGUCCCCGAAGUGAGCCGGGAGGCCGGCCUGGAGCUGCUCAGGGAGCGACCGGAGGAGGCGCUGUCCCCGAGCCGCCCCCAGGUCCUGGAGACGCCCGAGUCGCUCAGUGAUUCUCUCUACGACAGUCUGUCGUCCUGCGGAAGCCAAGGAUGAUCCAGCCAAGGAUUUGGGGGGGGGGAAGAGAGAGAGGAGCUAACUAGUCCAUGGACAAUGAGACACAACCCCGCUCUGCAGGCCGUACUGUGAUGCUGCUGACCCACCGCCAUCUUUGAGGAAGAGAAACCGUGCUCUUUAGAUGUUUCACAAGAAUAUUGUGGCGACGCUUUCUCAUCAGCUGUUUCUCUGUUGCAACUGGAAAGAGAUCAAUAGACCUCUCAGGAUUUCCUAUAAACAUGAAGCCAAAAGCCACCCCAGAUCAUAGAGGCUGUUCAUUUUUCUCACAAUCAGACUCUCCUGUGGACACUUUGAUUCAUGUAUAGAGGACUACAAAACGCAUGGCUAUGCUAAUGAUUAGCACAAAAGUUGUCACUUCUGGUAGUUGUUCAGCAACUUGUCUUUUUGUUUUGACUCACCUUGGUAGACGGAUCGUUUGUUGUGUACAUCAAGCAAGAGCGGUUCAACGGCUGGUGAUCUGUGUCAAUACAUCCGUUCUGGACAUCAUUUAGUCAAAUAAUGUAUUGGGGGGGGGGGGGGGGGGACCCUGAAAAAAAACCAAACUCCUUAAAAAAUGAAUGUUAAUAUCUGUGAUUAUUUAUUGCUAAACUCAUGCAUCACAAUUUUAAAUGUAUAAACAAUUAUUACUGAUUUGCAUCAGAAAAUGUCUUUUAAAAUCAUUAUACAUUUAAAGGUAAUAUAUACCAGCAAUAAUAACAUAGAUAAGAGAAAAGGCUACACUAUUCAAUGAAUAUGUAUUUCUAUUAUUUAUUUUGAAUGUACAUCAUUUGCAGUGAAAUUGCAGUCUCUUCGCUUAGUAAGUAUGUUCAUAACUGUAUUUCAACAUCUCCGUUGCCGUUCGUUCCCUAGCCAAUAGAGGUCCUAUGUACCAACUGCCGUUUUUCAACUUUCUAAUUAAAAAAUGUUUUGAUUUA